Messenger RNA from Alosa sapidissima (American shad), 876 nucleotides. Its product is annotated as serotriflin-like. Gene Ontology annotation, cellular component: extracellular region. The transcript is spliced from 8 exons. The record is from RefSeq and is a predicted model, not a curated record. Bases 33 to 803 code for a protein of 256 amino acids. Lineage: Eukaryota; Metazoa; Chordata; Actinopteri; Clupeiformes; Clupeidae.
CAGGUGUGUCGGGUGCCACGGAGAUUGCUGCCAUGAUGCAGGGAGAAGGUUAUCCAUGGCUGUUUCUCAUGCUCCUGAGCACCUCUGUGACCUGGGCUGAGUUCACCCGGAAGUCUGUGUUUAAGGAAAUGGAACUGCGAUGGCUGAAGCCUAAAGUGAAUGAGCUCUCCAGGGCCACGUCUGCAGAACAGACAGAGAUCGUCAACAAACACAACACACUGAGGAGAGGAGUGCAACCCACUGCAAGCAACAUACUCAAAAUGAGGUGGAACACAGAGGCUGCUGCCAAUGCACAGAGGUGGGCCAAGACCUGCUCCAUGAAGCACAGCAGUCCCAGCCAGAGGAAGAUCAGCACCAGUGGUUGUGGUGAGAACCUGUACAUGGCCAGCUUUAAGAACUCCUGGAGCAACGCUAUCCAGUCCUGGUACGAUGAGGUGAAGGACUUCAAGUACGGUGUUGGAUCCAUCAACGGCCGCAUCGUAGGACAUUACACCCAGAUUGUGUGGAACAGGUCAGACCAGCUAGGCUGUGCCAUGGCUCACUGCCCAAACUCCAAGUACAAGUACUUCUACGUCUGCCAUUACUGCCCACCGGGGAACUCUCAGAUGACCCACCCAUACAAGUCUGGACCUUCCUGUGGGGACUGUCCAAAUGCCUGUGAGAACAAGCUGUGCACCAACCCUUGUCCCUACAUGGACCAGUACAGCAACUGCCCAGAGCUGAAACAACAGUGGGGUUGUGACGACAAAGAUGUGGCUUCCUGGUGCCCCGCCUCCUGCAAAUGCACCAAUCAGAUUGUCUGAGCAUCUGUCCUCGACUGCCAGUCAACAUGCUUGUCCAGUUAGCAAAGUAAUAAAGCUGAUCACCUAAGCAUCA